UUGUCUGGCUGUGGUUGUUAUGGGACUGGUUGGCCCAGCGCAGUCUGAUACUCGAUCAGUUAGCUCCAAUGUAACGAUACCAUGGGCGGGAGAACUACCCCAACCAAAACCUUACAUAACAUACAACAACUACGAGCCUGGAGGAUUAAAGGGGCUCUACACAAUGGCACGAGGUUGGGCCGGGCUGGUCUCAAAGGAACUCCAAUCUGACAUGAUCCUCGAUUAUGCAGAGACUUAUGAUGAUUACGACGCUCAAGAGAUCAUAUAUGAGAGUAUCGCGUUUUCUAUUGGCAUCGUCAUCUGUGUCGUGAUCGGCAUACUCUUCUGUGUUGCAAUGCCAAUCAGUGGCAUCUUCUUCUGCUGCUGUCGCUGCUGCGGCUGCGGCUGCUGCGGGGGCAAUGAAACACAGACCACGAAAGAGGCGGAGGGAGGAGGGCGAGCCUGCCUACAGGUGACCGUCUUCUGUACACUGGCACUUCUGUUGAGCGGUGGAGUUUGCUUAGCCAUAAAUAACGAACGAAUAAAAGACGUAUGGAAUGACGUAGAGACAUCAAUUGAUACGAACUUUGACGACCUCCGGGAACUAUUUGAUGUUACCGUGAAGCAAUUGGAGUACACUGGGAAAGAUGACUUCCGGUUGAUGAUGAAAAUGAUUACGGACGACAUUGAUGACAUCGCGAACGUAUUGGGAAAACCAGUCGUUGACGACAUUAGCGCCAUCGCCGAUCUCGACGCUUCGAUAGAUUCCGUCAUGAAGCUAGGAGCAGAAGUUGACAAGGUUGCAGAGGAUGUUGGAGUGUUUGUAACAACUUUAGACCGAAUGCAGUCCACAGUAGAAACAUUUUCACUCGAGUUGACCGCGCUGGAACAAAACUUAACAACAGCAUGCAGUGGUGGUCUGUGUCCAGGUCUCGAACCGGACAGCGUCGUUAUUGAGGUGGACUACAGUCAGGUGUUGGUGCAAUUGAAAGACCUCCUGGAUCAAAUUAAUGAAGUACAGACCAUGAACCUGACUAAGCUUGCUAUUGAGGCAAGCGAUGCGAUUAACAACAUUCCGGAUGAGAUAUACACAGCAACAGAGCAAAGUAGAGAAGAUAUUAAAACAACGUUGAACGAUACGGAGGCGGAGAUGGUGGAAGAGCUGGAUGACCUCAUUGAAGCCAUCAACGAAUACGCGAUCACAGAUGAAUUGAAACAGGAAUGGUUGGACGCCGUGUCUUCAGAUGAAGCAAACAUUGCAGAGCAAGCAAGGUGGUGGACUUGGAUGGCUCUCGCUAUCGUAGUGUUCAUCAUCGUCGUCUGUCUCGCUCUCGGCAUGACUUGUGGCAUCGUUGGAUACAGUAAGAAUGACCACCCGACACUUAGAAGCAACACUUCGCACUGCGGUGGCAACUGUCUGUUGUGUGGAGUUGUGUUGUGCUUCAUCUUCGCAUCGUUGUUGAUGUUCUGCUGCACAGUAUUCUUCGUGGUUGGCUCGCCCACUGAGACGUACAUCUGCGAACCACUGGCGGACCCCGAACUCGAAUUCGUUGCCGAGUUGGUAGAUGUGCCGGGGACGCCCUUGAUGACCGACUUGAAGGACGACGAGUACAUGCUUAGCUACCUUGUGUACGACGACGGCAGCAUCGUGCUGCGCAUCACGGAUGUCCUCAAAGAGUGUAGGGACAACAGGGCAAUAUGGGAUGUCAUAAAGUUAGACAACGUCUACGACCUGAAUGAUUUACCAGAUCCGUCAGAGAUGGUAGAUAUUGAUGAACUAGUGAAGGCAGUUACUGAUGAGAUCGACCUGACAACCGUCAGUAUUUUAACACCAGAGCUGAAAGAGCAGCUGGAGAAAUUCAAUGAGGUGUUGAGCAAGCUUGAUACGACUGCCUACGAAAUUCUGUUGGAGCCAAGAUAUCACAUCGGGACUAAGUCGCCAGCUUUGCUGAUGGAAAUCGACGACUGCAGCGGCCGUCCGCAGUCCCCGCGACGUGCAGCAGACAGUCUAAGAAUUCCUGCGCUAGCACUAACCGUGAUAUGCGAGACCACGUCAUAUGCGACCGCGCUAGAGGCGGACACGGAGACGGCACUCAUCACGCCACACAUCCUCAUCCCGACCCACUCACCCCACACACGCAGGACCCUACCGAACGCUAGCUGGUUUUGCCUCGGUUGGUGUGCUGUGAUGCUCAUCCCUACGGUGAUCUUUGCGACGAAGCUGGCCAAGUAUUACAAGCGCACGCCGGUGUUCGACGACCGGGAGAGCCUACUUCCACAAGCCGGAGCUGGCCCACAUAACAGCUCUCCAGAGCAACGACCCUCGUCGUUCGUGAAUCCCACUUACACGGGCCCGAAAGCGGUUCCCGCGCACCCGCUACACAAGGGCGUCCCUAACAACUACUCUCCACCCCCAUACCAGGACACGCCCACGUCCAAUCAACCGGGUCCUGUUUACUACGGUGGCCAUCCCGCUUACACACCAAACCCCUACGAGGACGGCUUCUCGCUAGCAGUGCAGGCAGGCGGGGGUUACGUACCGACAGCACCGCCGCAGUCGAUGGGAGGUGCUUACAGCGGUCACUACGCGCCUCAAGGGCAUGCGACCCCAUCAGCUUACGACGCCUUCGACUCCAUCCCGGAUGGGCUCCCCGGUGACACGUACGAGAGCAAGCCGCGCCGCUGGGAGCCGCCCUCAUAUGCCGUGCCGGUCAUUCCGGGACUCCCACCCCCGAACACCAGGGGAAUGCAAACUCUCUACUGA
Messenger RNA from Priapulus caudatus, 2743 nucleotides. RefSeq names its product prominin-1-like. Lineage: Eukaryota; Metazoa; Priapulida; Priapulimorpha; Priapulimorphida; Priapulidae. The record is from RefSeq and is a predicted model, not a curated record. The coding region runs from base 20 to 2743 and encodes 907 amino acids. Gene Ontology annotation, cellular component: membrane. The transcript has 20 exons.